AUGGCCACCAUCCCCGUGGUCCCCUUCUGGGGCCCUGCAACGUCUUAUCUAAACUUUUGUGAAGAGGACUAUGUGGUUACUCGAUUUGUUGCCGAGUUCAUCAACACUUUCAGCAGCCUUAUCUUCAUUCUCUUCGGAAUAUAUGGACUUCGACAACUCCAAAAGAAAAAGCAAAUGGGGUUCCGCUCGAUCUCGUAUUUGGGGCUGAUCGGUGUGGGCGUCUGCUCGGCUGGUUACCAUAUGACCCUCAAAUAUCACACUCAGAUGUCGGACGAGCUGUCGAUGCAUCUUCUCACAACACCACUGCUUUACCGAAUCUUGACUUUCAAGGCUAGCCCAGAGCGAACCAAAAUCGUGGGAAUUGUUCUAUCCGUACUGUUCACCAUCGUGAUGGUCGUUCACAUGGUUAUGAACGAGUUCUUGCUUCACGCGGUUAGCUUUGGACUUGCGGUUUAUAUGAUCGCGACGCGGACGUCAAAGAUCAUUACACAGCAAGUUCCCGAUCCUUUCCUGAGGAAAAAGCUUCGCAACAUCUCAUUCUUCGGUAUAUUCUGCUUUGGCUUGGGCUACUUCGUGUGGCUCAUUGAUGAUUGGGCAUGUGGGACCCUUAUCAAAACGAGACAUGCGGUCGGUCUGCCUUUGGCAUUCUUGACUGAACUUCACGGAUGGUGGCAUAUACUCACUGCUAUUGGCGGCUACGUUGCUGUUGUACUCGUGGAUCUAGUAACCACGGGUGAGGUGCACGAAGACCCUACCGACGAUCUUGCAUGGCCUAUCCCGCCUGCAGCGAGAUUCAUUGAAUCAUUGACAGGUCUUGCGAAGCAAAAGUAA
Messenger RNA from Penicillium subrubescens, 831 nucleotides. RefSeq names its product ceramidase. The transcript is spliced from 7 exons. Gene Ontology annotation, biological process: ceramide biosynthetic process; ceramide catabolic process. The record is from RefSeq and is a predicted model, not a curated record. Gene Ontology annotation, cellular component: endoplasmic reticulum membrane. NCBI's taxonomy places the organism in Eukaryota, Fungi, Ascomycota, Eurotiomycetes, Eurotiales, Aspergillaceae. The coding region runs from base 1 to 831 and encodes 276 amino acids.